Molecule: messenger RNA, 240 nt
Organism: Suhomyces tanzawaensis NRRL Y-17324
Lineage: Eukaryota; Fungi; Ascomycota; Pichiomycetes; Serinales; Debaryomycetaceae
Product: electron transfer flavoprotein regulatory factor 1
Exons: 1
Coding region: 1-240 (79 amino acids)
Biological process (GO): respiratory electron transport chain
Cellular component (GO): mitochondrion
Source: RefSeq, a predicted model, not a curated record
AUGGACCCCCGAGUACGAAACUUGUAUAGAAACUUGUUGUAUAUGGGCCGAGAUUACCCCGUCCAGUCGGGAGGGUAUGGCAAGUUCCGACAGGUGUUGAAGAAGUCGUUUCAAAGCACUCGUGCUGAAAACGAACAAGAUAUGGCUGCGGCGCUAGAGAAGGGCGAGUAUGUGACCAAAGAAUUGGAGGCCCUCUACUUUCUCUCCCGGUAUCGGGAUCUCAAAAGGAAGUACACUUGA